CUUCACCAACAUGAGUUUAACGCUGGUAAGAUAAGAUAAGAUAAUCCUUUAUUAGUCCCGCAGCGGCAUAGGGUAAAGUGCACACAAGAGACAUAGUAAAAGAAAAACAAGAUAAAAAUAAAAUGAAAUAAAAAACAAGUAUUAUAAAUAAGCAAUAAAAAACAGUAAAAUCCACAAUAAUUGAAAUAUUAUAUGUACAGACAGAAAAACUAUUAUAGCUAUAGUAUCUACAUUGUUUAGCAGGUUUAUGAAAUCAGGACAUCAUGAGAGAAUCGACCUCGUUAGGACGGACAUGUGUGACACACAGUUUGUUCUGUUGAUCACAUAAACACUGACCGCAGAUCAGAUUUAUGACCCGCUUCUACGUCUCUUCAUCAAACUCCACCCGUGUGGUUCAGCCCUCUUGUCAAAAACCAAACCCACAUGCCAAACUUCCACUUUUUAAGCUCCACUAGACUGAAGGAGACGGUCUGCUAUUAGUGUUAUUUUAUUUAUAAAUCAAUAAAUUUAUAAAUUUAUAUGAGUCAUUAAAUUCCCCCAAUGAGUCCCCGAUCAGGUCUCAGCUGGUUUCGCCUCCUCACAGCUUCACCUUCUCUCCGUUUCCUUCCUUCUUUCUCAUUGUGUUUGUCUGUUUCCUUCCUCCCUUUGACACUUGGCUGCAGGUUUGUUGGUCUCUGGAUAUCUCAGUUUCACAGACCAAGGCUACAUCCACACUACUACGUUUUUCAUUUCAAAACUUGUAUAUUUUUGCUACGUUUAGGUCUAGCGUUCACACUACUCUGGCGUUGUAGAAACCCUCAAACAGAGAUGUUUGAAAACGCUACCAACCAUCAAUUUAGUGUGAAACCUCCAGGGUUGAGUUGUAGUGUGGACGGGAGGAAACUGAGCUACUACUACCCAUAUGCAGAGGAAGCAAGCAGUCCACUACUCAUAUUACCAAAGUAUGCCAGACAAAGAUGUACUAUCUCCAAAACAUAUGUCAAAUGAAGUAUGCCAAAAAUACCAGGAUGUUGUACUGCCUGCCAUCUGGUUGCAUGUUGCAGUGUGCAAGCCGGGCAUGCUUUUCCGGCUAUUCCGAACCCACAAUCCUCUGUGCAGUGGAACUAUGAGCAAGAGGGUCAAAGUUCAAGGUGUUGUGAUAAAGCAGGAUGUCCCACAUUGAUUGCAUACUGCAGUACGUACUUUGUAAGGUCAGCUGCAGUAUGUACUAAAAGUAAAAAGACAAAGUAUGCGAUAUGGAACGCAGCUAAAGACACUCUUUAUACACUUAAUAUAAAGUCAUAUUAAAGAUUUAAAUUUGAGGAUUUGUAAUAAAUUUAAAUAACAGUGGUGUUUGGAUGGACGUCUGACUGUCUGUCCUCUCUGUCCUCAGCCGAUCGUCAGCUGCUCCAUGUGUCCUCGCCGGUUCUUCUAGCAGCAGAUCAGGCAUCAUGUCGGCGGCUCAGACCCAGAAGGAGGGCAGCGAGGCGGGCUGGAGCUGCCUGGAGGCUCUGGGUCUCAGUCAGAAGGAGCUGGUUCUGGCCGAGGCCCUGCAGAUGGAGUACGACGCCCUCUCCAGACUCAAGCAGGACAAGAGCGGCACGGAAACCAGCCAGACCGGCUCCAGAACUCCGGCCCGCUCCAAGACCCCGAACCCCACCAUCGAACGCCCCCGACCCACCCCGAGCCAGCCCAUCUUUGCCCCUGCAGGAGGAAGCCUGCUGCGGGGCCUCUCUGGUUCUGAUCCGUCCCUGAACCAGCCUGGAGGGUCACAGUCCCCCGUCUCCGUGCCAGGCAGGGCGCUCCCUCCUCAGGGAGGCUCCGUCAGAGAGUCCCUGUACAUCCUGGACAGUCCGGAGGUCAAGUUCAGGGACUCUCCCGGGUCCAGCCUCGGGGACUCGCUUGGAUCCGGGUCAGGGUUUCUUUCAAAGGGCUUCUCCUCUUUUCCAGAUGAUGUCCCCCCGCCUCCCCCGAGGAACCCCAUACCCCCGUCGUCGGGGUCAGAGAACCCCUUCCUGCCCCCUCGAGUGUCCCCCGCGCCCCGAGACGUGAACCUGUUCACGCCCGACGUGGAUCCGCCCAAAGUGACCUCGGGGGAGCUGAACUACGACAACAUCAACGACUCGCUGUCCCGAUUCAACGGGGGCCGUCAGGGGCCUCGGGGUCGGCGGGCCAACGGGGACCAAUCGGGCAAGCCCGUGGCUCGGAGUAAGACUCCCCCUCAGGUCCCGCCCAGGACGUACGUACCUGUUCCCAAGAGCAACAAGAACCAACGGCGCGUGUCGGCAGACCCGGUGUCUCUGGGCUCCAGGAUAAACGGGUUUGGAUACGAACUGUUCCAGGUGUCCGAGGAGAGAGACGAGGAGGUGGCAGCUUUCUGUCACAUGCUGGAUGUGUUACGUUCGGCGUACCCGCAGAGCGACGGCUCGAAGAACGGCGGCUUCGUCUGGUCUCCGUCCGUCGGUCUGGAGGAGCUGCAUCAGGGUCUCGGGGUCAGCGUGAAGGUCACCGUCAUCAGUGAGCACUUCAGAGAGCCGCUCACCUUUACCUGUGAUGGUUCGUCCACGGUGGACCUGCUGAUCUAUCAGACUCUGUGUUACGCUCAGGACGAUCUGGAUCACAUGGACGUGGACGACUACCUGCUGAAGGUCUGUGGACACGACGAGUUCCUCAACAACUCUCAGACUCUGGCCGGUCUGGAGUUUAUUCAACAGUGUCUGAAGUUCGACUGGGACGUCCGACUGGUGCUCACCAAGAGAUCCUCCAUCAACACGGAGCUGUCUCGCACGAAAGAAGACGAUGAGACGAUGUCCACCAUGAACCACAGCAUCCUGCUGCAGGAGCGUCCAAUCAAACAGACCGUCACCAGGGAGGCUCUGACUCUUCUGCUGGAUACAUUUCAUAAUGAAGCCGAGUCCUUCCUGCUUUCAGAGGUGGAGCUGCCGCUGCACGUGGAGCGUCUCGUCCAAUCGGUGAAGGCGCUCUGCAGCUCGCUAGCUGCCGUGGAGACGCCCGAUGUGACCGCCGCCCUCAGCCAGCUCCCAGCAUGCCCCUGUCGUCUGCAGCCCAAAGUCCUAAAGGAUGCAUCAGUGCUGGCUGUCAGAGAGAACAGAGAGAAAGUGGUGGAGAAGUUGACGGCGGCCAUCUUGGAUCUGGUGGAGCUGUACUGCAGCACGUUCAACGCCAACUUCCACACGACGGCCCAGAGUCGCUGCUGCACGGCGCCGGUGCAGGAGGCCGGCCUCGUAAACAACGUGCUCUCCUUCAACGUGCACGCCGCCCACCGCAUCCCCAUCACCUGGGCCGCCAGGUACGGCGAAACAAACGCAAACGCACUGGGCAGUCAGUCAGCAACCAGCAAGCAGUCAGUCAGCAAAUACCUGUUCCACCUGGUGGUGUGGGACCAGAGGGUGUGCUUCCCGGUGCAGAUCAACCAGCUGCCCAGAGAGUCUCAGCUGACGGUGACUCUGUACGCCAGCUCUCUGCCGCCCCCCGGAGGAGCCGAGGAGAAGGGGAAGCAGCGGCGCAGCAUCGAGGCUCUUGGCUGGGUCACCAUGCCGCUCUUCAACUUCAGACACGUCCUGACAUGUGGCAGGAAGUUACUCGGUCUGUGGCCUUCGGCUCCGGGGAGGACUGGAAACGCCCGGACGAGCUCGCCGAACUUCAGCCAGCCGGACAGCGUGAUCCUGCAGGUGGACUUCCCCACCUCGUCGUUCGAGGUCCGGUUCAGUACUCCUCCUCCGGCAGACUUCUGUCCUCAGUAUGACUUCACCAGACUGGACACCAUCAGUCAGAUCCAGCUGCAGGACGUCCUCCACAAGAAGGCCGUCUUCUGGUUGACGUUGGAGGACAAGCGUCUCCUCUGGGAGAAGAAGGCCUUCUGUCAGUCGGAGAGUGCAGCUCUUCCUCUGGUCCUGGCCAGCGCCCCCUGCUGGGAGUGGGCCUGCCUGCCGGACAUCUACGCCCUGCUGAAACAGUGGGCCUGCCUGGGUCACCAGGACGCCCUGGGACUCCUCCAUGCCUCGUUUCCAGACCAGGAGCUGAGGAGGACGGCUGUUCAGUGGAUGGACUCCAUCUCAGAUCCAGAGCUGCUGGACUUCCUGCCUCAGCUCGUCCAGGCUCUGAAGUACGAGUGCUACCUCGACAGCUCUCUGGUUCGUUUCCUCCUACGGAGAGCCAUCGGGGACAUUUGCAUCGCUCACUACCUCUUCUGGCUUCUGAAGGACAACCUGCAGGACAGUCAGUUCAGCGCUCGGUAUCAGCACCUUCUGGCCGCUCUGCUCUGCUGCGUCGGUCGAGGUCUCCGUGAAGAGUUCGACCGUCAGUGCUGGCUCGUCUCCAUCCUCGCCAAGGUGGCUCACAAAGUCCGAGACGCCUCGCCGUCCAGCAGACAGUGUGUUCUCAGGGAGGGUCUGGAUGAGAUGAAGCAGUUCUUCUCAGUGAACAGCAGCUGCAGACUUCCUCUGAACCCGGCGCUGCUCGUCACAGGAAUCAAAAUCCAGUCGUGUUCCUUCUUCAACUCCAACGCUGUUCCUCUCAAACUGUCCUUCCAAAACCUGGACCUUCUUGGAGACAACAUCAACGUCAUCUUCAAGUCAGGAGACGACCUACGGCAGGAUAUGCUGACUCUGCAGGUGAUCCGCAUCAUGAACAAGAUCUGGAUCCAGGAGGGUCUGGACAUGAGGAUGGUCAUCUUUAAAUGUUUCUCCACCGGCAGAGGACGAGGUAUGGUGGAGAUGAUUCCUCAGGCUGACACUCUGAGGAAGAUCCAGGUGGAACAUGGAGUCACUGGAUCCUUUAAAGACCGAACGUUGGCCGACUGGCUGCUGAAACACAACCCCACUGAUGAGCAGUAUGACAAGGCCGUGGAGAACUUCAUCUACUCGUGUGCCGGCUGCUGCGUGGCGACCUACAUCCUGGGAAUCUGCGACCGUCACAACGACAACAUCAUGCUGAAGACCAGCGGUCACAUGUUCCACAUCGACUUCGGGAAGUUCCUGGGACACGCACAGAUGUUCGGGAACAUCAAACGGGACCGCGCCCCCUUCGUGUUCACCUCCGACAUGGCGUACGUCAUCAACGGAGGAGACAAACCGUCGAGCCGCUUCCACGACUUUGUGGAUCUCUGCUGCGAGGCGUACAACCUGAUCAGGAAGCACACACACCUGUUCCUCAACCUGCUGGGCCUGAUGUUGUCCUGUGGGAUCCCUGAACUGUCCGAUCUGGAGGAUCUGAAGUACGUCCACGACGCGCUGAGACCUCACGAGUCUGAGGCCGACGCCACCAUGUACUUCACCAGGUUGAUCGAGUCCAGUCUGGGCAGCGUCGCCACCAAACUCAACUUCUUCAUCCACAAUCUGGCCCAGAUGAAGUUCGCCUCCACCGAGGAUCGACCCACGCUGACCUUCGCUCCCAGAGUCCACACGGCCAACGACGGCCUCAUCAGGAACCUCUACAUCUGCAGACACGUCAGGGCCGCCAGCGCCGGCAAGGGAUACACGUUUGUAGUGAAGGUGGAGCGUGAGAGCCAGCAGGAGGUGCUGCUGGUUCAGAGGACGUUUGAGGAGUUUCAUGAACUUCACAGCAAACUGAGACUCAUCUUCCCCUCAUCCAAGUUACCCAGUUUCCCGAGCCGUCUCGUGAUUGGCCGGUCCCGUGGAGAGGCGAUGGCCGAUAGGAGGAAGGACGAGCUGAACGGUUACGUGUGGCACCUGAUCCACGGCCCGGAGGUCGCUCAGUGCGACCUCGUCUACACCUUCUUCCACCCGCUGCCCCGAGACGAGAGACCGGGGCCGACGGCCACCAAACCAGCAGAGCUGACGUGGUCUCCAGCUGCAGGCAGAGAGCUCGGCGAGGUCAAGCUGUCGCUCUCCUACAAGAACGACAAGCUCUUCAUCAUGGUGAUGCACAUACGAGGCCUGCAGCCCCUGCAGGACGGCACAGACCCGGACCCCUACGUGAAGGUCUACCUGCUCCCAGACCCGCAGAAGACCAGCAAGAGGAAGACCAAGGCAGCGCGACGCACCUGUAACCCGACAUACAACGAGAUGCUGGUGUACGAGCGGAUCCCCCGGGGGGACCUGGACCAGAGGGUGAUCCACCUGCGGGUUCUCGGUGACGGGGCUUUCUGGGAGAACACCCUGCUGGGAGAGACCUUCAUCCCUCUGAAGAGGCUGGUCCCGGGUCAGCACUGGGUGGACUGGCACCAGCUUGGCGCCGCCGGCUCAGACUCCGCCCACUGACCGACAGGAAGAGGUGGAUUUAAAGGGAGAUAAGAAGAGAGACCAGUUCUCCUCAGGAGGAUGGAAGAAGAAAAAAAAGGAAAGUCCUUUCAAAGUAAAAGCCGUGUGGCUGAUCCUCCCUCUGUGUGUGAGGGAGUUUAAGGUUAAAGCAGCAGUUUAAAACAGACACAAUCUGGACUUUAUUGAAAAUAAUGAUUUGAUUUAUUUUCAUGAUCAGGUCCUUUUUAAACUUUGAAAAUGUCUGCUGAUGUGAUUUCAAACAAACUGCACAAUGAAGUCACUUCGAGGGUUAAACUAACUCACUAGCUUUUACGUUAGCUUCAGAUUUAACAGAAAUGUGUGAACAUAAGGGAGAAACUUUUAACUGUCAGCAGACGUCCGUUGCAUUAUUUUGUAUUCAUUUAAAUGAAGAAGCGUUCAGACUCUGGUGCCGUGUCCAAAUCAAACGCGACUCAACUUAUAACUUAUGUAUUAACAAUACAUUAUCCAGAAGCACACACGUAGGAUUCAUAUUUUUCUCAAAAAAGGGACAUUUUCUGUCCCGGGAAAUUGUUUUUAAAGAGUAUAACUUCAGCCGCACGUCCAUAUAUCGAGCAAUACGGAGGAAUGUGCAUAAAACCUUUGCACACUGCGAAUAAUUAGUGUCAAAAUCAAUAAAUAGUGAAUCGGCUGAAAUAAUCUGGUUUACAGGAGCUGUUAAAAUACACAGAUUUUGCUGUGAUUUAAUUUUCAAUAAACGUACAAAAGGACGCUGAAAUAACUACAUCAUGACGCCAAUUCGUAAAAACUCAGAUUUGAUGCUUUGUCAAGUCCGUCUGCAAGACGACAAGCAAACAUUUCUUAAAAUGAUGUUUUUCUGAAUGGAGUUUGGCUCAAACGAGGCCAACGGGAGAAUCUCAACACUGAUAGGCUCACUUGAAUCCGCGUCCAUUCACGUCUUUACAUAAACUUUGUAUUUAAUUAAGCUUUGUGUUUGUUGUGAACACACCAUGAGAGGACUCACUGCAGUUUCAUUUCAUGUUAUUCACUGGUUGUUGGACCUGUGAAAGAAGGAAAACAAAUGAGAAGUUAGACAUUUAUAGUGAUAAUAAUUACAACGAAGAAAUUGAAUGUCUCGUAUGUUUCAUUCAGCGCACACACAGGUGCAUGUUGGGAAAAUUGAGACAUUUAUCAGCAGAAACAAAAGUAGAAAAAAUGGACUUACUGGUUUUUCUUGAUUUUCUAACAUUCUAAUAGUUUGAUUUCCAUCUUUCUGCAGAAAUCAUUCGUGGCCCGUCGAGUCAUUUUCUUUUCAAGGACUUUUUUUUUAGCUGCAUUUAAAAAAAAUUCCAGGAACGAUUUGUUUUGCCGCUUUUUGUGUCCUGAUAAAAACAAAAACACACAAACUCCCGCUGGGCUUCAGUAGUAGAGAAGUUUAAACUUUGUGUCUGUACAUGCAGAGCUUUAGCCUCAGUGUUGCUAACAGGAUAUUUUUAUAGUGAGGAUGAUUUGAAUUUAUAUCUGUGGUGCACGAAAGAGAGAGAGAUCCUGUUUGCCUUUCCGACUCUUUGUUUCAACAUUUCAUUCCUUUUCUUCUUCUUUUUUAAUCUGUGAUUUUGUAUUUUUGUUUUUUUGGGAAGGAUUGUAAGCGGCCUCUCUGGAUGUUUGAUAACCCGGCUGCAGUGAACAUUGAAGGGAAGCUGAGUUUGUCUCCUGCAGGUUGUUUCUGCGCUGUAGACAAAAACAAAAGAAGGUGAACCUGCAGGAAACAAACUCCACUGAUCUGCUCAGCACUCUUUUCCAAAUGUGAAACGUUGAAUCUCAGCAUUCUGAGAGAAUAGUUUUUUAUUUUUCUUAAAUAUUUGAGAUGAAUUUAGCCACAUUCGUAUCGCCCAGGGACCUUUAGUAAUAUUGUAAUAACUGCGGAGGUCGUCUGAUCUUAAUCCUGUGCAACUAAAAGUUCCACUGCAAAAAAAACAACCGUCACGUGAUAAUACUUUUCCUGUGCGAAACUCUGGAUUGAUAUAUUUUGUUUGUCUGUGCAAACGUCGUUUAUUUGACCUCUUUCCUUUUUAGUCGUUAGUCCACACACUUUUCCUAACUCUCACUAAGCGAUAUUGUUGCCUAAAUCCUAACUUCCUGUGAAGAUGGAAGUUUAUUUUGAAAAGACACUAUGCAUGUCCCCG
Messenger RNA from Anoplopoma fimbria (sablefish), 8386 nucleotides. It is a transcript of the gene pik3c2b, whose product is annotated as phosphatidylinositol-4-phosphate 3-kinase, catalytic subunit type 2 beta. Gene Ontology annotation, biological process: cell migration; phosphatidylinositol-mediated signaling; phosphatidylinositol 3-kinase/protein kinase B signal transduction. Gene Ontology annotation, cellular component: cytoplasm; phosphatidylinositol 3-kinase complex; plasma membrane. Gene Ontology annotation, molecular function: phosphatidylinositol binding; 1-phosphatidylinositol-4-phosphate 3-kinase activity; 1-phosphatidylinositol-3-kinase activity. The record is from RefSeq and is a predicted model, not a curated record. Lineage: Eukaryota; Metazoa; Chordata; Actinopteri; Perciformes; Anoplopomatidae.